AUGGAGUCUGCUUUAAUUUUGCCUCCUUACACCGCCGCUGUCAAAAUCAGUGGAAUCUUCAAGGGCCGGAAACAAUUGCUUGGGGGCCAGGUCACACCCUCCAAUCAGAAGUUAGCAACCCUUGGCUUAGAUGUUAAGCCCAGGAAAGGGCACCCAGAAAGUCAAUGGUUGAUCCCCAACUACUCGCUCUUUGUGUCUGUUUCAGAUGCCGUUGGCUGCGUUGACCCCGAAGAAUGUUCCCGAGUCUGUGGGUCCGAGGUGGGCUGCUCCAACAUUGCUUACCCCAAACUGGUGAUUGAGCUCAUGCCCAGUGGUCUGCGAGGGUUAAUGAUCGCCGUCAUGAUGGCUGCUCUGAUGUCAUCCCUAACCUCCAUCUUCAACAGCAGCAGCACUCUCUUCACCAUGGACAUCUGGCAGAAGGUCCGGAAGGAGCCCAGCGAGAAAGAGCUGCUUCUUGUUGGAAGGAUAGUCACUAUCGUCCUAGUCGCUGUCAGCGUGGUUUGGAUCCCAAUCUUGCAGAGCUCCAACAGCGGCCAGCUCUAUAUCUACAUCCAAUCUGUCACUAGCUACCUUGCCCCGCCGGUUACGGCUGUCUUCCUCUUGGCCGUUUUCUGGAAGCGAGCCAAUGAACAGCCAGACCACUCACCCCCUCUGACGCUGGGCUUGCCUUGCCCUGCUGUGCCUGCGAGCGAGCAAAGGCCUUGA
This is a messenger RNA of Zootoca vivipara (common lizard), 705 nucleotides long. The record is from RefSeq and is a predicted model, not a curated record. NCBI's taxonomy places the organism in Eukaryota, Metazoa, Chordata, Lepidosauria, Squamata, Lacertidae.